CUAAAGCGUAAAUUCCGAAGUUCCCCAAAAAGCCUAAAUUCCGAAGGCUGGUAGGCGACCAACAGAGGCCCCCUUGCCGUGCUCUGCUCUACUCAUGGCAGACCAUCGCCUGGGAAGACGCGGGGGAGAAAUUCUGGAGAUCUAAACCCCGGCACGCAGCCAGGGGAACCGGGAGCUACAGGUCGCCAUCAAAUCCACUUCUUGCCGCUUCAGGAAUUGGGGAAUUCUUCUUCCAGUCGCACCUUGAUUUCUUGUGUCGAGUGACAUUUGUGGAGCUGGAGGACAGAGCUUCGCGGCGGCGCCGGCGAAGAUGAGCAGCGGAGACGGUGCUAACAGCAGGAGGGCUGCCUCAGGUGAUGCGGAGGCGGAGCUGCAUUUUGACUUUCUUACCAGCCUUCAGAGUUGCACUGUUCUCCCUUGCUGCCCCUGAAAGCAAUAUCUUGGAUGAAGCAGAGCUGAACUGAGGAAUAUUCACUUGCUCAGUGAUGCUUACCUGCAUGGGAUGAGGAAGCUCAGAGAGUUGCUGCACAAGAGCGACAACCGCAUAUGUGCUGACUGCAGUGCACCUGAUCCCAAAUGGGCAUCCGCUAAUAUUGGAGUAUUCAUAUGCCUAAAAUGCUCUGGUGUUCACAGAAGCCUUGGGACACAUGUUUCAAAGGUUCUGUCAGUCACUCUAGAUCAAUGGACUGAUGAUGAAAUUAACUCAAUGAUAGAAGUUGGUGGAAACUCUUACGCAAAUGCUAUAUAUGAAGCAUUUCUUCCAGAGGGCUAUCACAAACCGCAUCCAGAUUCUACCCAGGAAGAGAGAGCUGAUUUCAUCAGGUCCAAGUAUGAGUCUCAAGAAUUUCUGAAGCCAAGUCUAAGGAUAGUUUCUAGUAAUAGCUCUUUGGAGGCUACCUACUCUCGAAAACAUAUGGACAGCAAUGCUUCACAUUCUGCAAGUUUCAACAGUGAGGCUGGCAUGGUUGAGUUUAUUGGAAUACUAAAAGUUAAAGUAAUAAGAGGGACUAAAUUAGCUGUAAGAGACCUGAUAAGUAGUGACCCCUAUGUUGUACUGACUCUAGGGCAGCAGAAAGCAAAGACAUCAGUGAUUAAACGUAACCUAAAUCCUGUUUGGAAUGAAGAACUUAAGCUGUCAGUUCCUCAGCAAUAUGGACCUCUCAAGCUUCAAGUGUUUGACUAUGACAUGCUAUCGAAGGACGACAAAAUGGGCGAGGCUGAGAUUGACCUGCAGCCGAUGAUCAGUGCAGCGACUGCGUUCGGUGAUGCUGACCUGCUCGCGGACAUGCAGAUCGGCAAGUGGCUCAAGUCCCCGGACAAUGCGCUUGCCAGGGACAGCCCCGUCAAUGUCGUCAAUGGUAAGGUGAAGCAGGAGGUCUCGUUGAAGCUACAGAACGUGGAGUCCGGGGAGGUGGAUCUGGAGCUGGAGUGGAUACCUCUCAAUCAGUAGAACUAGAACAUUCAGUACUUUGCGUGACCUAUCAUAACCAUAAGAAUAAAUUAAUGUGCUUGGAAGUCAUGGCAAACAGUUAAACAAUGACCGUUGGUAUAAAAACUGGUACAAUAUAGUUACAACUGAUUCCAGCUUUGUACCAAUUGUUUCCAAUUCAUAGUUUCCGGUUACAGUAUCA
This is a messenger RNA of Panicum virgatum (switchgrass), 1631 nucleotides long. Its product is annotated as ADP-ribosylation factor GTPase-activating protein AGD12-like. The transcript has 9 exons. The coding region runs from base 503 to 1450 and encodes 315 amino acids. Gene Ontology annotation, molecular function: GTPase activator activity; phospholipid binding. The record is from RefSeq and is a predicted model, not a curated record. NCBI's taxonomy places the organism in Eukaryota, Viridiplantae, Streptophyta, Magnoliopsida, Poales, Poaceae.